Molecule: messenger RNA, 1060 nt
Organism: Sturnus vulgaris (Common starling)
Lineage: Eukaryota; Metazoa; Chordata; Aves; Passeriformes; Sturnidae
Gene: CHCHD1
Product: coiled-coil-helix-coiled-coil-helix domain containing 1
Biological process (GO): mitochondrial translation
Cellular component (GO): mitochondrion; nucleoplasm; mitochondrial ribosome
Molecular function (GO): RNA binding
Source: RefSeq, a predicted model, not a curated record
CGCGGACAUGGCGGCGCCCGCCUACCCCGCCUGGGUCACCCGCUGGGUGUCGGGGCAGUGGCGGAACAAGAAGCGGCCCCCGACGCUCCGCCCGUCCCGGACGCUGGCGCUGGCCGACAAGGUGGCGAACCGCCGGGAGCAGGGGACAGAGGCAACGUGCAUUACGGAGAUGUCAGUGAUGAUGGCCUGCUGGAAACAGAAUGACUUCAACGACGCGCCUUGUGCCAAGGAGAUCAGGAUGUUCUAUGACUGCGUGGCAAAGGCAGAAAAAGAGCGCAAGAGUCAAAAUGAGGACACCCUGUCAUCCAGGGGAAACUUGCCUUCAAGCAAAGUGAACAAGCUGCUGAAGAGGUUUCCUCAGAUCACACGUUAUGUAUAAUGUACUUUACUAAAGAGACUGUGGACAAGCAAUUAAAGUUGGGGUCUUGGUCAAAAAAGAGGAAAGUCAAGUUGAGUGAUUUUUUGCUGUCAAGUGGUGUGUGGAUCUUGACCCUGCUUUUGAUUCCAGAACAAAAACCACCCAUCUCGAGUAUCAGCUGAUUUUGUUCAUGAGACUCUUGGGUCUUGCAGUGUUAAGAUUUCUGCAGUGUGUUGUUCAACUACUUGAGUCUUCACUGUUAAAUAAAACCUUCUAGGCAUACAUGUGUAAAUGCAUUUCCUAGCAGGGAAUGACUUCUUCACAUGCAAGCUGCUUGCCCAGCUCUGGAGCUGCUAUCAAAAAGUGUUUGGGCUCAAACACUGAGCCAAGUUAGAAUUGAUAGUACUGAUGGUAAUGAUGGCUUGUCUCUUACAUUGGUGUAUACACAACCUGGUGCCUCUUGAAAUCUUUUUAAUUUCCACUGCUGUAAAAAAAGGCUGUAGAAUUUCGAAAACAUCUCCAGCAAAAUGCCUUGUUUAUACGUAAUACAUUGGUAAGUAUCAAAUUUAACUUUAACAUGGAAGUUUGUGAUUUAGACACUGAUUUGCAGGUGGGACAGGUGUGGUGCCACUUAAGUUUGAUUAUUUUGUCUGUACUGUAAUAAAGCAAGGCUGGUGUUUAACUUGGGCAACUCAUAAUCUA